AUGGCUCAAAUAUUAAAGGGAAGGAUGAAACUUCUGACUAAGGAAAGUUGGGAGUAUAAUCCGAACACUAAAGCAAAUAUAGAUUUAAAAAAGGAAGCUCAACUGCGUAAAGAAUCAAUUAAAUUUAUGAUGAGUUUAGGAGUUGAAUCUCUCCAUUUGCCUUUAAGCACUGUAUAAAAGGCCAUAGUUAUUUUCUAAAGAUUCUGCUAAAAUGUUUCUUUCAAGAAUUUUGAUAGAUUUUUGUAUGGAACUGUUAGCAUUUUAUUAAUGGCUAAGGACGAUUACCAUUAAAGAAGAUUGGAAGAUACAAUAAAAUCUUUUCUAAUUGUAGCAUAAAAAAUGAGACUUUAAUAAUUCAAUAAGUAUGUAGAUCCAAACCGCCUUGAAACCAAAGAAUAAUAGGAAGCUUAUUUACAAAAGCUUGGUCCAAAGGCAAUCACAAUGCAUCAUGAAAACUUUUAAACUGCAGAAAUAGAAAUAUUAUAAAUGUCAGGAUAUGACUUGGUUGUUGAAGUAACUAGUAAGUACUUAGAUAUAUUUAAAAAGAAAUAUAACGGCAUUACAGAUAAAAUUGUCUUUUAAGACUUAAUCUAGCUUGCAGAAGAAAAUACCAAUACAAUUUAUAUGAGUAAUUUGUGUUUGUACUUCCAUCCUAUGAUCCUAACCAUAGUUGCAAUCCAAGCUGCUGCUGAAAAAUUAAAUUGUAAUUUACCAAACAUCCAAAUAGAGUCUAAUGAAUAAAAACAAGAAGAUGAUGAUUUUGGCGAUAUUGACAUCCCUGCUUAGUAAGUAGAGUGGUGGUAAAUGUUUUCCAAAAGAAUACAAAAAGAAGAUAUAAAUGACUGUAUGUAAUACUAUCAAGAUUUUAUAAAACUUUUAAAUUGA
This is a messenger RNA of Tetrahymena thermophila SB210, 885 nucleotides long. Its product is annotated as amine-terminal domain cyclin. The record is from RefSeq and is a predicted model, not a curated record. Gene Ontology annotation, cellular component: nucleus; cyclin/CDK positive transcription elongation factor complex. Lineage: Eukaryota; Ciliophora; Oligohymenophorea; Hymenostomatida; Tetrahymenidae. Gene Ontology annotation, molecular function: cyclin-dependent protein serine/threonine kinase activator activity. The transcript has 3 exons. Gene Ontology annotation, biological process: positive regulation of DNA-templated transcription, elongation; regulation of transcription by RNA polymerase II.